This is a messenger RNA of Clupea harengus (Atlantic herring), 2073 nucleotides long. RefSeq names its product tafazzin, phospholipid-lysophospholipid transacylase (gene tafazzin). Gene Ontology annotation, biological process: cardiolipin acyl-chain remodeling; inner mitochondrial membrane organization. NCBI's taxonomy places the organism in Eukaryota, Metazoa, Chordata, Actinopteri, Clupeiformes, Clupeidae. Gene Ontology annotation, cellular component: mitochondrial membrane. The record is from RefSeq and is a predicted model, not a curated record. Gene Ontology annotation, molecular function: 1-acylglycerophosphocholine O-acyltransferase activity.
CGUCCAUGCGUCCUUUCAGGGUCAUAGUCGAUCAAAUCACUUCCUGUGACGGAAUCUCGGCCUAUCAACUGACGGACGAGAAGUUUGAAUGAAGGCUACCGUGCACUCGCAAUGCCCUUGGAGGUGACUUGGCCAUUCCCACAAUGCCCCCGGCUAGGAUGGAGGUUAUCCAGCUCCCUCAUAAUGGGCCUGGUGGGAUCCUACAGCUUCUUAUGGACCAGAUACAUGAACUACGUGAUGGUGCACAACCAGAAUGUUCUCUUGGACUUGGUUGAUAAACGGCCCGAGGACAGACCUCUCAUCACUGUGUCUAAUCAUCAAUCCUGCAUGGAUGAUCCACACAUAUGGGGGGUCCUUAGACUACGGCAGUUGUGGAACUUCAAAAAAAUGAGAUGGACCCCUGCAGCCUCUGACAUCUGCUUCACCAGGGAGCUCUACUCGCGCUUCUUCAGUAGAGGGAAGUGUGUGCCUGUGUGUCGAGGUGAUGGAGUUUAUCAGAGAGGCAUGGACUUCCUUGUGGAGAAACUCAAUCGUGGGGAAUGGGUGCAUGUAUUCCCUGAGGGAAAAGUCAACAUGAACCAAAAUGAAUGGAUACGUUUAAAAUGGGGUGUGGGGAGGUUGAUCGCUGAAUGCACUCUUGACCCUAUUAUCUUGCCCGUGUGGCAUUUGGGUAUGAAUGAUGUCCUUCCCAACGACCGCCCAUAUAUACCUCGAACUGGAAAGAAAAUUACAGUUUUAGUGGGGAAGCCUUUUACUGUGAAACAUCUUGUGGACUCGCUAAGAGCAGAAAACAAAAGCCAGAUGGAGAUGAGGAAGGUCCUCACUGACUUCAUCCAGGAGGAGUUCCGCAGCUUAAAGAUCCAGGCCGAGGCCCUGGAUCAGCGGAUACAGACCCAAGAUUGAGGCCUUGGCCUGGGCUAUGGACUACCCUCGGGGACGAGGCUGAAGAGGGCCGGACACAGAGCAAACAUAAGACCAGAUCAGCCUCCUUAUGAAUCAAGAUGCGCACGCACACACACACACACACACACACACACACACACACACACACACACUCAUUCACCACAGCAGGUGGACCAUAAAUAUAUCUGAUACUAAUCAGAUGGCAGGAGUCCUUUUCUACACUGUUUCCUGUAACCCUGUCCCGCUUGAAGCAACCUCAGCUGGAACAACAAUUACUGUGUGCUUUUUUUUAAGUGCAUGUGCCAAAUUGCUCAGGCUGGAAGCUGUAUUGACCAUGGGGCAGAAUCACGAAGACUUGGGUCGCGUACAAUUUAUGGGUGAUCAAUUUCUGAUGACCUAGGGUUACUGAGACACUCAACCAAGAAUUAGACUUGUGAAGGAACUUGUUUGAAGGGGAAUCAGUAUUUUUUACAACUCACUAUUUUACAGUGGUGUUUCCACAAGAGGUUUAUGUCACACUCUUUGCCAGUUUUUAAGUCAAGCACUUGUACAAAGUUGAAUUAGUUACUUGCAAUAUUUAGAUUUUUGAGGCAGUGAACCAAAUGCACUAUAUAUAGAGAGAACGUGUGUUUCAUAUCUGAUAGUACAGAAUAUGCCAAGUACACUAGAAAUGGCCUAGAAUGUCUAUCGUGCGCCAUCCACUGAAAACUGUCAAUUUAUAAUGUGAUGGUUUGUAGUGUGUGCAAAAUUAUGGCAGACUCAAUCAUUUUCCCCUCCAAAAUAGUUAUUAGUUACGGCACCCUGAGACAGAAUUCAGGAAGUAUCAUACUAAAUGGCUUGCUGAUAUCUGGUGGUCCCAAAUGGUGCUGGUAAGGCUAAUAAUAAUGUAAGAGUAUUUAUGUUGGUGCCAUGGGUCUCCUCUGUUCCCUUAUCCUACUUAUUUGUAAUGUGGCAGCAUGGUAUGAUUGAACUGUUAAAUAAUUUACCUCAAGUGUUUUUUUUUUUAAUUACCUCUGUUGAGGUUGUGCCCUUCCUCAUUUAUGUUCUUCCUCAAGUUCAUUAUCUGACCUGGCAGAUGGCACCAAAUAAAUUUAGCGUCCAUCCUGUUAGCACGUGAUACAAACGGUGACUCCCUUUCACUUUAUUUACAAUAAAGUACAGAUUUGAUUA